Colletotrichum tamarilloi is the source of this 2727-nucleotide messenger RNA. Its product is annotated as cytochrome P450. Gene Ontology annotation, molecular function: DNA-binding transcription factor activity, RNA polymerase II-specific; zinc ion binding; oxidoreductase activity, acting on paired donors, with incorporation or reduction of molecular oxygen. The transcript is spliced from 10 exons. Gene Ontology annotation, biological process: positive regulation of transcription by RNA polymerase II; DNA-templated transcription. Bases 1 to 2727 code for a protein of 908 amino acids. NCBI's taxonomy places the organism in Eukaryota, Fungi, Ascomycota, Sordariomycetes, Glomerellales, Glomerellaceae. The record is from RefSeq and is a predicted model, not a curated record.
AUGGCACCAGAAUUUGCGGACGCUCAAGCUAAAACCUUCCUCGAUGAUGAUCGUGUUAUGGCAUCUUAUCCCGUCACAUACGUGCGCAGUCUCGAGGCAAAAGUCAAGUCUCUCGAAAAGGAAAUCAAUUCACUAAGAUCCGCGACAGGAAGAGAACUAGACUCUCGAGUGGAACUCAUAAAUCCGGAUACAAGUGAUAUUAACAUUGCCCUCGGUCGUCAAGAGACGGAGGCAAACAGCACGAACUUGCUUUAUGAGCCCUCGCCUACCCAGCUGCCUCUCUUGCAGUCCUCCCCUUCCUUCGUCGAAGAGCUCAAAAUCCUCUCCUUCGAGGCAACGGCUGAUCGUCAUUUGGGAUCUUCCUCCGGCCUCUCCUUCGCCAAGCUGACACAAACCGUUCUUCGGCGUCUGAAUCCCGACAAGGCCGACUUUAGCUUCGCUCAUUUUGAACCCGAGGGUGGCAUGUGGCCGCAGUUGAACCUUCCCUCCUCGACUUCGGACCUCUUGGAUUCAACGUUGUUCAGUGGAUUCAGAGACCCUUUCAUGUGCUACCCUUCGAUGCUUGACGAGUUCUCCCCGACCGCGCCAACCGAGCCCAUCUCCCUUCCAGAGCAACAGGUCUCUCUUGAAGGCAGUCAUGUUGACCAGCUCAUACGUUUCUACUUUGCUCACUCGCAUACGUUAUACCCGAUCGUUCACCGCCAGGAGUUCAAUAAUAUACUGGAGCAUGUUCGAGCGGAUCCUCAGUGUGCUUUAGCUCAAUCAUCCCUAUGUCAAUUUCGCCUAUGGAUGGUCCUUGCCAUUGGAUCAACUGCGCAAUGCUCAGUCACCCUUUCAGAUGAGCACGAAUCAAUGAUGUACUACAAGAAAGCACUCGAGCACUUUGAGGGGGCUCUCGAUUAUGGAUACAUGGUACGAAUCUCCGUAUACAUGGACAUUGGCCUACCAGCCGACGUGUCUGAAAAGCGGAAGAGGCUCUUCUUUUCCGUUUACAUGAUGGAUCGCGUAGUAUCUAUGGCUCUAGGUCGCCCAUUCGCCAUCAAUGAAGAUGACAUCGAUGUGACGCCCUUCGCGGUGGAAGAUGAAAGUGACGUUGGGGCACAAAUUGAUCUGCCCGAGAACUCAUUUAAGCCUUCUAUACUAACCGUUCCUCUCCACAUCCUCGAGCUACGGCAGAUUGCCAGCAACAUCACGACUUCAGUCUAUUCGCACCGAAUGUCAGCCAGCCUCAAUGCCGAACAGCGCGAAGAGGUAUCAAACUCGCUCCACCAAAGACUUCUUAACUGGCGUCGCAAUAUGCCAUUUCCUCUUCCAAACACCGACGCCGCAGUGCCGCACCUCAACAGCAGCUGGUAUGACUUCAACUAUUAUCUCCACGUCGCCAUGUUGUAUCGACCAUCUCCGCUAUUCCCGACUCUGCCAGAACCCCGUGUCAAACCUGAUAAUCUCAUCUCUGUUUUGAGAGACAAGGGAGCAGUGGCGGACCUUGACUUGACUAUCGAGCUAUUUGACAAGCUUAGCGUCAAGUUCCCUGUGGCUGGCAAGAUAUGUCGAAUGGUUGAACAGAUAUCUACUAGAUCGUUCCAGUCUCUGGGGCAUAAAGGGGUUAUUGAAGAGGCUUUCUCACUCGUGCCUGUCCUCGCAACGACUCUGGCGUUACUGGCCUGCUAUGUCGCCUAUAAUGUUGCCUUCGGCACUGACAUCCCUCACAUCAAGGGACUUCCUCAAAUGCCUGGCGCUGUUCCAAUUUUUGGACAUCUUCUAAGGCUCGGCGAAGACCACGCGAGCACUUGCGAGAAUUGGUGGCGGAAAGGGAACCCAUCCACCUUCCAAAUCAAGCUGGGAAACACGAGAGCCGUAGUGUUCAACUCAUAUGAAGACAUCCGUCGUCUGCUCAUUGGCUAUCAGAAUGCAGUCAUUGACCGGCCGAAAUUGUACACCUUCCACGGUCUCAUCAGCAGUACGCAGGGCUUCACGAUCGGGUCGUCGCCCUGGGAUGACUCGUGCCGCCGAAAACGCAAGGCCGCAGGCACGGCGCUUGGAAGACCCGCCCUUCGGAGUUACUAUCCGAUGUUCGACCUCGAGAGCUAUUGCAUCCUCCGAGAUCUGCAUAAGGACAGUCGCAACGGUGAGGUGGAGAUUAGCGUGCGACCGUAUAUCCAGCGAUAUGCGUUGAACACCACCUUGACGCUCUGCUACGGUAUUCGAAUGGACGCUGUCUACGAUGACCUGUUACGCGAGAUUCUGCACGUUGGUUCGGCAAUCUCGCUCUUGCGUAGUGCUUCAGAGAACACCCAAGACUACGUCCCCAUCAUGCGGUACUUCCCAAACAAUGAGAAGAGCCGUCGUUCUAAAGAUCUCAGGGAACGCCGAGACGCGUAUUUGAAUCUGCUUCUGGAUAAAGUGCGGGAGCAGAUCAAGCGGGGCACCGAUAAGCCCUGCAUUUCAGCAGCAAUUUUGAAGAACGAAGAAACUAAGCUUAGCGGGGUUGAAGUCUCGUCCAUCUGCCUGUCGCUUGUGUCCGGAGGAUUCGAGACGAUACCGGGGACUCUCACCUCGGCUAUCGGAUCCCUUGCCACAAAGGAGGGACAGGCCUGGCAGGACCGGGCUUACGAAGAUAUCAAGCGUUACUACCCAGACGUGCGCGAAGCAUGGGCUUCCUGCUACGUAGAAGAGAAAAUUCCCUACAUCAAUGCCAUUAUUAGGGGAGUUUUGCUAUCCGGGUAG